AUGGUUCACCCAAACCCCCUAACGUCCGAUAAGAUCAUCCUCUUCGGCGACUCCCUGACCGAACAAAGCUGGAACCAAGAAUUCUCUUUCAAUCUCUCGCCAGCAUUGCAGCAUGAAUAUUUUCGCAAAUUACAAAUUCUUGCGCAUGGCUAUGGAGGCUAUAAUAGUGAACAUGCGCGACAUAUCCUGGAACCCAUGCUCAGCGCCGAAACCGCUGGAGGCAGUCGAAUCAGAUUACUAGUGAUCUUCUUCGGAACCAACGACGCGGUCGAACCUACAAAUACUCGGCAGCAUAUUCCUAUACAACGCUAUGCCGAGAAUCUGCGAUUUCUGACGGUCCACGCACUCGAUCGGGGUAUCGACGUGAUCUUAGUUGGACCAGCUCUUGUUGGGGAACACGUUCUGGAUCACUCCAACCAAGUGCACAGGGCAUAUUCGCAAGCUGUGAAACAAGUCGCACAGGAACACGAUGUGCCAUUUGUGGAUUUGUGGACCGAGUUUCAAACGUACACCAGAUCAUCUUCGAGCGGUGACGAUCGCCAGGGCGGCAAUGAGAGCGUCGACGCGAACCGGACAAACAACUUGACCGAUCUUCUUGCGCCGGAUGGAGUGCAUUUCUCUGGCCAGGGAUAUCACAUUUAUUAUAAGCUACUCCUUCGUACUAUCCGCGAAUCGUUUCCUUCUUUGCGAACAGAGGAUCUGCCAACGGUCCUGCCGCAUAUCUACGAUAUCGACGAGGCGGACUUGCCAGAGUCCCUAUGGCGCCCUGUUGCGAUAAAGGAUCACUAG
Penicillium lagena is the source of this 789-nucleotide messenger RNA. RefSeq names its product SGNH/GDSL hydrolase family protein. The record is from RefSeq and is a predicted model, not a curated record. NCBI's taxonomy places the organism in Eukaryota, Fungi, Ascomycota, Eurotiomycetes, Eurotiales, Aspergillaceae. Bases 1 to 789 code for a protein of 262 amino acids. The transcript has a single exon.